This is a messenger RNA of Klebsormidium nitens, 1269 nucleotides long. Lineage: Eukaryota; Viridiplantae; Streptophyta; Klebsormidiophyceae; Klebsormidiales; Klebsormidiaceae. The record is from the annotation of a GenBank genome assembly.
AUGCGACCAAAAUUGCAACGGGGCCACCAAGCGGAGAAGGUGGCCGCGCCGGAGGAUGAAGUUGGUAACUAUGAGAACUCGGGGAAGGCGCAAGUCCCGAGUGAGUCCGAACCUGCAAUCGACAGACUAGAGCGUGAAGAGUUUGGCCUUCGAGGCGCCUGGGGACCAAAGGAUUAUCUGUCAUACGUGGAAACUCUAGCUGCGCAAAAAAAGUGGUCUCGAGAGAAUAAAACGGAGGCAGAAGCUCAUUAUCAAGCACAGUUUGCAGAGCGAGUCAGCGGGGAGCAAUCUCCUCCGCCAGUGACCGUGCAGACAGAGGAAGGGGCUCCGGAAGAAGUCCAAAAGGAGCGGGGCAUUAUGAUCCCAGAAGAAUACCAGGCGGAGCUUGACGAAAUUGCACGGAACAAUGCUCCAUUUGAAAAACCCUUCCAAGACUCAGAACCUGAUGAGGACGAUCCUCCUAAAAGCGGACACUUGAAUGCAGGGGAAGACGAUCCCGAUGCGCCCACCAAAUCGGAGCUCCAAGAAAACCUGAUGUUCAUGGAGCAUGCACGAGGGGAGGAAGCGCCCGCAGAGGUUGAGGAAGAAAGAAGGGAGGAGCUGCAUUCGAUGUUGGGAGAGCCUGUUUGGGAAGUGGACCCAGCGGAGCAGCACAAGAAGCACAAGGCAUCAAUAAAAAGCUUCGGGAAGAUCUCGAGAGAACUUGUGACGGCCGGCAAGCAGCCUCAAAAGAAGCGGCGAAGCAAAGCAACACGUCGGAAGCCAUCAAGCGUCUGGGGCGUGGUGGGGGGCAAGAAGCCGGUGGCUUGGGCGGCGGUGCUUGCAGGUAAGCCGGAGGCAGUAGAGGCCACGGGGCAGAAGGGCUCAAGGGAUGCCAAAAAAAGAAAGAAAGUGGCACCGACGGGCGCCAUCGAGAACCCGGCAGCUGGGGAGGGGAAGCAGAAGGUCGCGAAGGGAGGCAGUGGAAAGGCGGUGGUUGGAGGCAGGCAGAAAGCAUCGGCGGCGACCACGCCCUCUCGGCCCGAGAAGAAGCUGCGGCGGUACAAGCUAGGCACCUUAGCUCUCAGAGAAUUUAGGAAGAAACAGAAGAGCACGGACUUCCUCAUUCCACGAAGCACAUUCGCUCGGAUCGGGCCGGAAGAAGGGGCUGAAACAGAGAAGCUACCUGAGAAACGCAAAGAGACGAAAGCGAAGCAGGGGCCUGGCGUAGGGGCUAAAUCGUCUGGGGUGCGUGCCGAGAUGGUGGAGGGAACGUUGGAGAAAUCCUAG